Messenger RNA from Dendronephthya gigantea, 987 nucleotides. RefSeq lists its product as uncharacterized. The coding region runs from base 278 to 937 and encodes 219 amino acids. The record is from RefSeq and is a predicted model, not a curated record. Lineage: Eukaryota; Metazoa; Cnidaria; Anthozoa; Malacalcyonacea; Nephtheidae. The transcript is spliced from 3 exons.
UGAAGGCACUGUUUUCCAACUGGGAUCCAAUGAAGGAAAUCAUUUUUUAUCUUGCAACCCCGAUAUUGGCAUAAAAUUUCGUGAGUAUUUUGGUAGUUCUGUUAAGAAGUACCGCAGAAAUGAUGUGCAAGAUCUCUUUAACAAGAAAUACAGUGAAGCGGUUGGAAAGAGCUGCCGGGUGCCGUACUCGAAAUGUGGAUUCAGAGUUGUUGGUCUCCCUGAAGAUAUUUCUUUUAAGAAACCAUAUAACUAUGGUUCCUUGCAACUAAAGAAAAUCAUGGAGGCUGCAGACAAAAUAAAAUUCAUCAUUGAAGAUCCAACUCUCAACGAACCAUUGAAUGUUUACCCGACUGCAGUUUCUGGUAACAAUGGUGAUUUACAAGGAACUGUAAAUGUUGUGAAACCUUUACUAGUAAAAAUUGCUGGAGAAGAUGCUGCGCAAAGGGUGCUGGCCGAUUCUGAGAAGCGAAUUAUGGAGGAGGAGAUUGAGGUGGUUGAUUUGCAUUUAAGUGAUGAAGAGAAGGCAAACUUAUAUGGUUUGUGUGAAGGUUAUUUUUCACCUGAUGCAUGGUUAGCAGUUGGACAUAACAUGCAACAUUCAAGACAGGUUGAAAACAUAGUUUUACCUGUACACACGACUGCAGAAGAAAGAUUUUGGCUGUUUCGUACGAAUGAUAAGCCAUUGCGUAUAGCCAAGUGUGUAUCCUCGGCCAAAAUACGGGGUCAGUGGUUGGAUCUUGUAGAUGAUGACACAUACACAUUCUUGCAUAGUGACAUUAUUACGGGUAAGAACCUUAUUCGUUCUGCUCAUGGACCAUUAUAUUUUUCAAUAGAGGAAGCAGCUACUGAAAAUUUUAAGUUACCAAAACAAUUUAGAUUUGCGAUCGAAGGAGUUUUAGGUAAACUACGUAAUGAAAAUACUUGCGAAUGGAAAUGAUGUCAAAUUUUUUAUCAGGGUAACAGGGUUAAUUAUUAUAGUCAAUUGGU